Messenger RNA from Trichechus manatus latirostris (Florida manatee), 2141 nucleotides. RefSeq names its product protoheme IX farnesyltransferase, mitochondrial. Gene Ontology annotation, cellular component: mitochondrial membrane; mitochondrion. Gene Ontology annotation, biological process: heme A biosynthetic process. Bases 97 to 1431 code for a protein of 444 amino acids. The transcript is spliced from 7 exons. The record is from RefSeq and is a predicted model, not a curated record. NCBI's taxonomy places the organism in Eukaryota, Metazoa, Chordata, Mammalia, Sirenia, Trichechidae. Gene Ontology annotation, molecular function: protoheme IX farnesyltransferase activity.
CUCCUCCCAGUCGCGUGGGGUCGGAAGAUGGCGGCGCCCAGUAGCCGGUGAGGAGAGAGUACACCGGGAUUCCAGGAGCGGUCAGAUGCGUGCAUUAUGGCCACAUCCUCGCACACUCUCUCCUCACGCCUCCUGACAGGUUGGGUAGGAGGAUGUGUCUGGUAUCUGGAAAGAAGAGCUGGGCAGGAAUCCCCUCAGAAGUUUAUGCGCCUUUUCAGGACUGUCAAUAAGCAGUGGAUUACAUUUCAGCACUUUAACUUCCUCAAGCGCAUGUAUGUCACACAACUGCACAGAAGCCUCAGCCAGCAAGUAAAACCUAAGCCAGAACCAACGGCAUCUUCUGUCCUUGAAAAAACAUCUUCAGGUCAAGCCAAAGCAGAAAUAUAUGAGAUGAGAUCUCUUUCACCGCCCAGCCUAUCUUCAUCCAGAAAGCCAAAUGAAAAGGAGUUGAUAGAAUUAGACUCUGCCUCAAUAAUUGAAGGUUCGGUAGAAGUGGGAAAAGAGACACAAGAUGAAAAACAAUGGAAAGAGAUGAAGCUGCAUCUGGAUGAUUUGCCAGGAAUUUUGGCUCGACUAUCCAAAAUCAAACUCACAGCUCUGGUGGUAAGUACCACGUCAGCUGGAUUUGCCUUGGCUCCGGGACCUUUCGACUUGCCCUGCUUUCUGCUCACUCUCGUUGGAACGGGCCUUGCAUCCUGUGCCGCCAACUCCAUCAACCAGUUUUUUGAGGUGCCAUUUGAUUCAAACAUGAAUAGGACAAAGAACAGACCUCUGGUUCGUGGGCAGAUCAGUCCAUUGUUCGCCGUGUCCUUUGCCACUUGCUGUGCUGUUCCAGGAGUGGCCGUGCUGGCCUGGGGAGUGAAUCCACUCACGGGGGCCCUGGGGGCCUUCAACAUUUUCCUGUAUACUUGCUGUUAUACACCGCUGAAGAGGAUCAGCAUUGCCAACACGUGGGUCGGAGCCGUGGUUGGGGCCAUCCCGCCCAUGAUGGGCUGGACGGCAGCCACUGGUAGUCUCAACGCUGGCGCGUUCCUCUUGGGAGGAAUCCUCUACUCCUGGCAGUUCCCUCACUUCAAUGCCCUGAGCUGGGGGCUCCGGGAAGACUACGCCCGGGGAGGCUACUGCAUGAUGUCCGUCACGCACCCGGCCCUGUGCAGGCGCGUGGCUCUGCGCCACUGCCUGGCCCUCGUUGGACUGUCCACUGCGGCCCCCCUCCUGGACGUCACCACGUGGACCUUCCCCGUCAUCUCCCUCCCCAUCAACCUGUACAUCUCCUACCUUGGCUUCCGCUUCUACACCCAGGCCGACCGGAAGAGCUCCCGGAGACUGUUCUUCUGCAGCCUGUGGCACCUGCCCUUGCUCCUGCUGCUCAUGCUCACCUGUAAGCGGCCGCAGGGCGGGAAGGGGGACCAGGGCGAGCCCCGGCAGUGAGUCAGAUUGACCUGUGGGAGAAGAGAGAAAAACAAAACACUGGGAGGGGCGCCUGUGUCCCCCGCUGUUGGGCAGGACUGUAUUGGUAAUUCUGGAGUGCUGGAAGAGAACCCCCAGCUUAGUAAAGAAAGAUUGUUAAAUAAUUUGGUGCUCAGGGAUCACUUAACAUCUUGUUUGUUUAAUAAUAAUCUCCAAAAUUCUCCCCAGGUGAGGGAAUGGGUUGGCUCAAUAGAUUAAUACAAAGAAUAGUUAUUUUCUUUGAGAGCCUUUUCCAUAUCUCUUCCUCCAACCACUCCACCCCCUACACACCAUAUGCCCAGCACAGGCCAGACCCCGUGCUCACAGGUGGCUGGACGGUGAGCGCUUAUAACCUGCUGUCCUUAGGUCCCAGAUAUCCCCCAGACCUUAGGGACUGCCCUGAAGGGCCAAGUCGGAGGAAGUGCCCACCACCUGGGCGCAGCAGCCGUUUCCCAGCUUUCUCAUUCCCCAUGUACACUCAGCCACAGUCCCCCAAACAGUCCCAGCCAACCAGACACACGGGCCCAGCACUAGAGGGGGAUGCCAAACAGUUGCCUAGCGAAUCUCAGACUGUACCCCGCUCCUGCCCCAUCACAUCUCAGCAUUUCAUAAACUCAGGGGAAUGAAUGGCAUUGUUAGAGUUCAUUUUAAAAUACAGUCAAUGCUGCAGCAUUUCUUUCUGGGAGGGUAGU